AUGGCUGCAGAUUCCGUCGGCACCGCGUCAUCGCCACCGCCGCUACCCCACCGCGACCCUUCCCGUGACUUCUCACACGAGGCGUCCUCCUCAUCCUCCUCGCGCGCCGCGGGGGCACAGCCGGUGUCGUGUGAUGGCCGCGCUGAGGAGGACGUGCUGGACAUUGACUCUCCGUGGGUCGCGGCGGCCGCGGCUGAUUCGAGGCUGGAGGAAGCCGCGGCUUGCCUUCAGCCUGAGAGCGAGGCGGACGAAGACGAGAUACGAAACAAUCAGGAGCGACAAGAGGACGAGCUGAUGGCAUUGGAAGCAAUAUAUGGGGAUGACCUCGUCGAAUUCAGAAGCAAAGCAGGGCUCCGCUAUUUCCAGAUCUGCAUACGUUACGAUCUUCAUGAUGACGCUCAAGUGUGUGCCAGGCUUUCUUCAGCUACUGAAAAAACAAAAUAUGGAGGAUGUCCUGAUGAUGAUCAUGACACAAAAGAACAUGAUGCUGGGCCUGAUGAAUUCUCUUACACCUGCAACUUUGAGUACUUGCCUCCUUUGAUAUUGACAUGCCUACUUCCAAAAUCGUAUCCUAGCAAAGAGCCCCCGUAUUUUACUGUAACCGCUAAAUGGAUGGAUGGGCCUGAUGUUUCUCAACUCUGUGAGAUGCUUGAUACUAUCUGGGCAGAGCUGCCAGGGCAGGAAGUGAUAUAUCAAUGGGUCGAGUGGAUACGAAGUUCUUCCUUGUUAAAUCUCUGGUUUGAUGGCAAAAUAUUGUUAGGUCAAGACAUUCAGAGCAGGAGACACAACGGAGAUCGGCGUGCAAUCUCAAGAAGUAUCUCACUGGAGUCUGUGAUCCCUUCCAUGCUCAGCUACAGUAGUAAGAAACGUUACCAAGCUUUUCUUGAGGACCUCCAUAUGUGCAAGAUAUGCCUUAAUCAGUGGAAAGAUGAGGAUAACAAUGCAGAAUGUCCGAAAUGUUCGUUUACCUUCUGCGGUUUUCGCAAGGAAUUAUGGCAUCCAGGGAAACAAUGUCUAACUCCAGAACAAAAGCUCCAACGUCGGAGGGGGUCAGGCAGAAUGACUGAGAGGGAGGUAGCGCAAGAACUAUCGAACAUCAGAGAGUUAUACAAAGAUGUUCGGGUAUGUCCGAAAUGCCGAAUUGCCAUCGCCAAAAGUGAAGGCUGCAACAAAAUGGUGUGUGGAAACUGUGGUCAGUUCUUUUGCUUCCGCUGCGGCAAGGCGAUCCGUGGCUACAGUCAUUUCACGAACUGUCGCCUCUUUGAGCCUCAUGACAUGACAGACUUGGAUAGACAAAUAGAUGAACUGCAAUUUGGAAACCAGAUGCGGAAUCAGUUGAAACCAGUAGGCGCUAUGGAACUAAUGCGGAAUAUGAAGGUGAGCCUAACAAUUUGGAUCGGGCGGGAGCAGCAGGAGGAGAUGCACUAUCUUUAG
Messenger RNA from Triticum urartu, 1434 nucleotides. Lineage: Eukaryota; Viridiplantae; Streptophyta; Magnoliopsida; Poales; Poaceae. The record is from RefSeq and is a predicted model, not a curated record.